Messenger RNA from Meloidogyne enterolobii, 404 nucleotides. NCBI's taxonomy places the organism in Eukaryota, Metazoa, Nematoda, Chromadorea, Rhabditida, Meloidogynidae. The record is from the annotation of a GenBank genome assembly.
UGGGGAAUUAUUCGAGGGAGGGGAAUUAAUCGAGAAAAUACGAAAUGGUCAGGGAAAUAGUAAAAAAGGGGGCGUCAGCCGAAAUAUUACCCUAAAUAUUUUAAUUAAUUUUUUUGAAAAGAAAUUGUUAAGUCCUUCAAUUAAAUCUUCUACAAAAAAUAAUUUAUUAGCAAUAUGUGAAAAUAAAACAAUUAUAAAAUUAAAUAAUGAAAUUGAGGAGGAAGAAGAGGAAAAAGAAUUAAUUAAUUUAAAUGGAAAAAAUUUUAAAAAUAAUUUACCGGACAAUGAAUGGUUUAUUUCAUUAUUUUUACGCUCACUUAAAAAUGAAAGAGAACUUAAAUGGUGGAAAUUUCCAAAGAAAACUGAGCAGGAGGAGUUUACUAUCGUUUGAGAAUUUAUUUUAA